GAACACGUCUUGAUUUGGUCUAAACAACCCUUAUCAGCCGAGUUCAUUGAAAAUGUGCUAGAAGAAAGGUAUGGUAGCUCCGUCUGGGAGUGGAUUUAUUUUGUCAAUCCCCCCGAGUAUCAGAGCGUUCGCCGUUUGCCUCACGCCCAUGUUUUCAUGCGAAGACGUCAAAAAUAAAAUAAAAUUUGGGAGCCAGACACUUCCUCUCUCCACUUACUUUCUUCAUUUUAAUACUCAUGAGUUUUCUUUGGUCAUUUGGAAGUAAAAAGGAAGUAGAAAAGGAUACUCUACCAUCCCAACAACAACAACAACAACAACAGCCUUUGAAGGCAAUGAAUAAUGCUUUUAGAAAAGGUGUUCACUAUAACAUGAAGGUUAUCUUGCGAGGCGAUGUCAUGACAGGCAAAACAAGUUUAUUCCAAAGACUUCAAGGCAAUGAGUUUAUAGAAGAAUACACGUCUACACCAGAGAUACAAGUCAUGAACAUACCUUGGCACUAUAAAAAUUCGAAUGAUGUUAUCAAAGUAGAAGUGUGGGAUGUUAUCGAUAAGGCACAUAAUAAACAAAAUAACAAAGGCGAGACUGGCAUCAAACUGCAACAUCAUGUACCCCAACGUCAAAAAAGUGAUGAUGCAAAAAAUGAACCAGAAGAGAGUAUAGGCUUAGACGCAACCACUGUCAAUGUUUAUAGAAAUACACAUGCAGCAAUAUUUUUAUUUGAUAUUACAAAGCCAUGGACGUUUGAUUAUGUCAAUAAUGAACUAGCUCAUGUACCAGAGACACUCUCUGUUCUUGUCCUCGGUAAUUUUGCUGACAAGAGUAAGGAUAGAAAAGUGCAUUUGGAUCAAAUACAUGCAACUCUAUAUCAACAUAAUAAAGAACGCAUGGAAAGAGGUGCACUAAAGCCAAACUUGAUAAGAUAUGCAGAGACCAGCAUGAAGAGUGGAUUGGGUCUAAAAUACAUUUAUGAGUAUCUGGGUGUCCCCUUUUUACAACUCAUGAUGGAGACAUUAAGAAAGCAGCUCGAGUUGAAGGCUAUAGAGAUUGUUGAUCUAUUGGAAACAUUGGACAUUGAUCAGGAGGUGCCUGAAGUAAUGCAUAGAAGAAGAGGACAAGAUAAUUUUGACCAACGUAAAAACAGAUUCCUUGUUUAUGGCGUACCUGCUGACAUUUAUUUAUAGCGUCAGAACCAAGGCUAGCAAAGGAACAUGCAGAAAUGAAGGCUGUUUGGGAUAAAGAACUUGAGGAGAUAGCAGCUGACCAUGCUGUCCUACGUCAUGACACACCUCCUCCUCCAACAUCACCUGUCAAAACUAUAAAGAGAAAAGAUAUUCAGCUACCUGUUGAAGUAGUCAAUCAGUUUGAUACAGGAGAAGAGUUGGCUGAUGACUGGUUUGGAGAAGUAGACGAUACG
Rhizopus microsporus ATCC 52813 is the source of this 1414-nucleotide messenger RNA. Its product is annotated as P-loop containing nucleoside triphosphate hydrolase protein. The transcript is spliced from 8 exons. Lineage: Eukaryota; Fungi; Mucoromycota; Mucoromycetes; Mucorales; Rhizopodaceae. The coding region runs from base 237 to 1181 and encodes 314 amino acids. Gene Ontology annotation, molecular function: GTP binding; GTPase activity. Gene Ontology annotation, cellular component: nucleus; cytosol. The record is from RefSeq and is a predicted model, not a curated record.